Messenger RNA from Lagenorhynchus albirostris (white-beaked dolphin), 1873 nucleotides. It is a transcript of the gene PROCA1, whose product is annotated as protein interacting with cyclin A1. The transcript is spliced from 6 exons. Gene Ontology annotation, biological process: phospholipid metabolic process; arachidonate secretion. The record is from RefSeq and is a predicted model, not a curated record. Bases 719 to 1831 code for a protein of 370 amino acids. Gene Ontology annotation, molecular function: A2-type glycerophospholipase activity. NCBI's taxonomy places the organism in Eukaryota, Metazoa, Chordata, Mammalia, Artiodactyla, Delphinidae.
GGAACUAGGGAUGGGAUUGAGGGCUGGGCCUCAGCGGCCGAGCUAAAGUUUAGGCCUGAGAUAACGGGGAGGUGCUAAGGUUAAAGUGGAACAAAGAGGGAGAGGCCCGGAAUGAACUGGGAGGACCCGGAUGAAGAGCGCAGCGGAAGCUCAGACUUGGGCUAAGACAACGCAGCCUAGAGCGGAGGGAGGCGGGAGACUGGGCAAGCACGAGGCGGAGUUAAGGGCUGGACUGGGGCGAAGCUGAGAUUGGGGUUUACGUUGGACUCGGCCAAGCUGAGGUUCAGGGUUGGACUUCUGCGAGGAAGAGUCUUGUAGAGACGAAGAACUAGGCUGAGAGAUAUGUGGGUUAGGACGACACUGAGGAUUGAAAGGUGGACUAAGGAAAAAACUGAGGACGAUGCCAGCUGAUGGGACGAGAGCAGCACCGUACUUCCUGUGCUGUGGAAAACAGAAGGAGCUCACCAGGGACCAGUAGAAGGAUGACCGAGUGCCACUGAAAGCCCAGCUGAAGUCCCCAAGCAGUCAGCUACCUUCCUUAAGCAGGAUUCAGCUCCAGUACCCCAAAGGACAAAGCUAAGUGGCAGAAAAAGGAAGUGGCAGACUCUACCCUGUGGUUGCUGAUGGAGCUGCUGCCGGUUGGAGUUGUCUUUGGGAACACCCUGGGACAAUUCCUGGAACCGUCCCUUCUUGCCUAGACUCUGGCUCACUCCUAUUCAUGACUCCAGAUUCAGCUCCUAUUAUGCUUCUUCCAAGAAGGUCACCCCAUCCCCAUCUCAAUAUAAACAGGUUACCCAGCUGGGAGAGAGGACAUCUGCUGGCUGGUGUAGCGUCCAGCACUGACGCAUCUACCUUCUCCUCUGAAGGUGAAUUCAAGGACACUGACAGGUGCUGCUGGAAACACAGAAAGUGCACCGGGCACAUCAUCCAUCCCUUCACCUCUGACUAUGGCCACCACGACGUGCACCUGCACUGUAUCAGCCACUGUGACUGUGAUUCUAGGCUGAAGGACUGCUCAGAGAAGACAUAUAGCAGUUCCAGAGAUGUGGGCCUAACCUGCUCCCAAGAUGUGGACUCGGCCUGUUUCAACAUCAUCCAGUGCCCAUGCUUUGAGCUCAUCCCAGAGGGAGAGUGUGUGGAGCGGUUCUGGUGUGGCUGCUACAGGCCUGUCUCUGUGGCAGUGAUCCACCAUCCCAUCCACCGUGAGUGCGGGGCAGAUGACCUAAACCAAGAAGAGGAAGAGAAGGAGGAGGAGGAGGAGGAGGAGGAGGAGGAGGAGGAGGAAGAAAGCAAGCCUCCCAUCCCGACCCAGGUGGGGCCCCCUGCCCUCCUCACCAACACAGGUUUGGGCAUGGUCACAGGUACCCCUGACUUAGCAACUCCCAUCACUAUCUGGCGUUCCGAAAGCCCCACAGGGAAGUCCCAGGGCAAUAAGAUGAUCAAGAAGAUAAAGAAGAAAAAGGGAAAAGAGAAAGACAAGGAGGAGGAGACGGAUGAAAAAGCAAAGGUGAAGAAAAAAGUCAAGAAGGGCAAGUUGACUAAGAAGAAAAGCCCAGUUAAAUCAGAAUCACCUCCAGACUUAAGCCAAUCGUUAAGCCCAAGAGAGUUGGCCAGGAUGUCAGAGUCCAGCCCAGACAGCUGGCGAGAUCUGGACAGUUACAAUGACCCUGGGCGGGAGGAACCCUCCAGUAAGGAUAUUGUGGAGUCUUUAUCACCCAGGAAGAGAGAGAAGAACGGGGUCCAGGCCACGAAGCCCAGGAUGAAGACCUCACCAGUCAAGAAGGUCAACAUGAGGAAAUAUCCCCCAGCAUCAAACCCCAAUCUCAGUUGAGGCCAGGGUGACCAGGGCGAAGAAUAAAUACGAUCAAACCUG